Thlaspi arvense is the source of this 1365-nucleotide messenger RNA. NCBI's taxonomy places the organism in Eukaryota, Viridiplantae, Streptophyta, Magnoliopsida, Brassicales, Brassicaceae. The record is from the annotation of a GenBank genome assembly.
AUGGCGACACUUGAAAUUACAGAAAUAGCCCUGGUUCAUCCUUCUCACCAACCUCUCUUCAACGACCAAACUCUUUCUCUCUCUCAUCUCGAUAACGAUAACAACCUCCACGUCACCUUCCGUUACCUCCGCGUCUACUCCUCCUCCUCCACCUCUUCUGCCACCGUCGCCGGGAAAACCCCAUCUGCCGUCGUCUCCGCCUCACUCGCCACCGCUCUCGUCCACUAUUACCCCCUCGCCGGCUCUCUCCGUCGCUCGGAGUCCGAUAACCGCUUCGAAUUGUACUGCGGCGCCGGUCAAAGCGUCCCUCUAGUUAACGCUUCUGUGAACUGUACGCUAGAAUCCGUCGGGUAUUUGGAUGGACCCGAUCCAGGUUUCGUCGAGGGAUUGGUACCGGAUCCGACCCGGGAGGAAGGAAUGCUCAAUCCCUGUAUCCUCCAGGUCACGACGUUUCAGUGCGGUGGUUGGGUUCUAGGAGCGUCGAUUCACCACGCGAUCUGCGACGGCUUAGGUUCGAGUCUCUUCUUCAACGCCAUGGCUGAAUUAGCUCGCGGAGCCACUCGGAUCUCGAUCGAGCCGGUUUGGGACAGAGAACGUCUGCUCGGUCCAAGAGACAAGCCUUGGGUUGGAGCUCCGGUUCGUGACUUCUUGAGCCUGAACAAGGACUUUGAUCCAUACGGACAAGACAUUCGAGACGUCCAAAGAGACUGCUUCCUCGUGACCGACGAGUCUUUGGACCGAUUCAAGGCUCUGUUAUUCGAGAAAUCUGGUUCGAAUUUCACGACAUUCGAAGCUCUUGGUGCUUACAUUUGGCGCGCAAAGGUAAGAGCUGCAAAGAUUGGUGAAGAAGAGAAUGUGAAGUAUGUGUAUUCGAUAAACAUAAGGAGAUUGAUGAAUCCACCUUUGCCUAAAGGCUACUGGGGAAACGGAUGUGUGCCAAUGUAUGCUCAGCUUAAAGCUGGAGAGCUCAUGGAGCAGCCCAUUUGGAAAACCGCAGAGCUCAUAAAACAGAGCAAAUCCAAUGCGAGUGACGAAUACGUGCGCUCCUUUAUCGACUUCCAAGAGCUGCACCACAAGGAUGGAAUCAAUGCCGGUACAGGAGUGACUGGAUUCACGGACUGGCGAUACUUGGGACAUUCAACGGUUGAUUUCGGAUGGGGAGGACCUGUGACGGUUUUGCCACUUUCAUACAAGUUGCUUGGAAGCAUGGAACCAUGUUUCUUCUUGCCUUAUGCUACUGAUGCUGCAGCUGGAAGCAAGAAGGAGAGUGGGUUUAAGGUUUUGGUGAAUCUACGCGAAUCCGCAAUGCUCGAGUUCAAAGAGGCCAUGGAGAAGUUCCACAAGGGUGAAUCUGUGCUCUCUUGA